AUGGGCCGCGGCGGCCGCAGCCAAGGGGCGGACUGGCGCGGCACAGCCCCGUGGCACACGCAGCAGCAGCAUCAACAGGGCGGCUGGCAGCGGCGUGUGCCCAGCAAGCCAAGGCAGAGGCAGAGCAGCCAGAAGAGGCGUGGGGAGUACCUCGUCUGCCCGUACUGCCCACCAGGCGAGAGCUGGGUGUACACCAAGCGUGCGGGCACUCCAGGCUGGGAGGGAUGUAAGACCUGCACAUACACGUGGCCCAAGCCCGCCGACCUCAAUGACAAGGACAAGCUGGCGGCGAAACAGGUCCUGGCCACGCUCGGACUGGAUGAUGACAGCCUCCGUGCGAUCCAGGCUGUGGUCAAGUCCGCCAAGACGUCGGGGGACACCCAGACCGCCCAGGCAGCCGAGACGCUGGCCAAGCUCCCCGUGCUGGCGCCUGCACCAGAGGGGCCCGCCAACCCUGAGCCCAAGCUGGGGGUGCGCUUGGAGGCCGCUGCGCUGCGCUGGAGACAGGCCCAGCAGGCCCAGGAGAAGGUCACAGGCCAGCUCGCGCAGCUGGACGAGCGCAGGCAGGAGCUGCUGGUCCAGCUCGACGAGACCACCGACGAGGUCAUCGAAGCCAAGGUCCAGCAUGAUGAGCUCCAGAGCGAGGUCAACAAAGCAGGAGGAGGCGCACACACGCCACAGCCCACGCAGCAGCAGCAGGCCACCGAGGACCAGUGGGGCGACUUGCCCGAGCUCUCUGAGGAGGACCUGGAGCUCCUGGACCCCGACGCCAAGACCAAGUACGCCGAGGCCGCAGCGCUUGCGCGGCAAGCCAAAGAGGUCUACAGUGCCGCCAAGGACCAGAGCACGUCGAUCAAGGAGGUCGCCGACACCCUCAGAGAGUUCCAGGCCAAAGUCACUGCCAAGAAGCGCCGCCGUGUGGGAGACGGAGAAGGAGAAGCUACAGAGGAGGCCAAGGUCGAAGUCAAAGAGGAGGCCGCUGGAGCCACCACCGACCCCGCCAAGUGCGAUUUCUCCAACGCCGAUGAUGUCAAGCAGUACCUCGACCAGACCACAGCCAUCAGGGCUCGGCAGCGUGCAGCCAAUGCUCAGGAGGUGGCACCCAAAGGGCAGGACGACAAGGGCGAGCAAGGCACUGACACUCACGGCCUGCUGAACGCCACGAAGUUCCUCCGCUGGUGCGAGGGCCGCAGACUUCUGCCCACGCCCGAGCCCAACGGCAACCAGGCGGCCAGCUGGCGACUGCCAAGGGGAAGCGGCAUCAGGACACAGGCGGACAGCCUGAGCGUCGAGUCCGUUUUGGCACCGAGCCAGGCCAUGGCGAACCAGGUCAGCGCCCUGGACACCAAGCGCGCCAAGCAGCUAGGCAGACCAGCCCGCACCAGCGACCAGACCCAGGUGCACACCCUCAAGACGCCGAUGAACCCGUGCGCGCCAGCAGCCGCAGAGCAGCCGCGCGGCCAGGGCAAGCAGAACGCAGGGAGGGCACGCAUGGAGGCACAUGUUGGCUACGCCGCAAUGACCUCAAUACCUUUUUCACACCUACCAGAUAAGACGGGCAAGGGUGCCUUCCAUGACCAGCUCAGCGACGCCACGGUCACACUCAUCCGUCUACAGCGUGGCACCUUCGCGCUCAUCAGUUGCUACCUGGACUGCGUCAUUGGGCUCGUGGGUAGCAACGGCACCAAGCUCGGCAACGUCCUCAGGGCACUCAAGUGCAAGAUCCUGGCGCCAGAUGCCGACCUCACCUGCGCCAGCGGCAAGGGCCGAGUCCUCGACUAUCUGUUGAGGUUCGAGACCCCGACCGUAGAGACGCAGAUCGCCAAAGGUAUCAAGCGGGCACAGAGGGACAGGCAGCAGUACGAAAAGGCCGUCGAGGAAGGUUUGGACGACGAUGAGCUCGCCAACCUCCAGCACUUGACGAGCGAUACCUACGCCAAGAAGCACCGCGCCUUCUGCGCUGACGAUGCAUGGACCAACGCCAAAGACUACGCCGCCCACUGCCAGCUGGGGGACCCCCCGCCCUGGGUCCAAAGCUCCCUGGCGUACAGGGCCAACCCAGGCAGCGCGGGCAGCUUGGGCGAGAGAUACGGCUACUGGGCAAUGGCGGCGGGGAAGACGCUCGCAGAUCUAUGCGAGGUCAAGCCGCGUAACAACGCCAGGCGCGGCCAGCCCAUCAAGUACGUAUGGACUGCAGCUACCAGCCUCCUGAAGCAUCAGCGAGGCCACCAAGGGGCGGCUCGGAGACCUGAAGUCAACAUGUGGGGCACACUGCAAGGCAGGCUGACCGAGCUCAGACAGGUAUGCCUCAAGACUAACGGCACCUCUGGGCAGCGUGCGGCUAUCGAACACGUGAUCAUACUCACAUGCCAGCAGAUCAGGGGCGCCCAGAAGAUCAUGGAAGACGACCCCAGCGAAGACAGCAGGGCACUCCGUUGUACGGAGGCACUCGUCCGAGGCCAGCGCCUGCCAGUCCCAGACGACGAGCAGGACGAGUGGGUGACAACAAUAGAGGCAGUUCGCCAACGUGCGGAUUCACGCGACAAGAAGGCUUGGCAGGAGACCAGAUCUGCAGUACGCCACUGGACGGAGCAAGCACUCCAAGGAUCUAUGGGCGAGGGACACAGGUACCUCAGCAAGCCAGAGCGGAAGGACCUCAGCGAAGUCACCAUCGACCCACUGGAUGGACACCCAGAAGGCGACCUCCAGGACCUGCAAGCAGUCAUGGAAGGCCUGCGCGCCAAGGCCGACGCAGCCAACCGCAACCGAAGGCCAUGCGAGCUAGCCGACCUGGACAAAGCCAUGCGCCAGUUCAAGAAGACCACAGGCAGAGGCACGGACCAGUGGAGUGCAGCAGAGCUGGCCGCCCUCCCGAUCCCAGCCAGGCAAGAGUUGACCGACCUAAUCAAUGACCGCGAAGCAACGCUGUCUUGGCCCCACCAGUUCUACCACGUGUGGUGCCAGCUCCUCAGGAAGAACGACAGCGCGGUCGCAGGGGAGGAAAGACCCAUCGGGCUAUUCCCCAUAUUGGUUCGAGUCUGGGGCAGACUCACCAAGCACGAGGUGGGACAAUGGUGUGACGAGAGGGCUGCUUUCUGGGGCGCAGCGGUGACUGGCAGCUCCGCGCUCCGAGCCUUCAUCGUCGCGGCUUGCCUGAACGAAGCGGCUGCGCGCGGGCAUUCAGCUGAAGCAUGGGCAAGCUUGUUCCUGGACUUAGGGAAGUUCUAUGACAACAUUAACCUGGUCACGCUCAUCAAGAAGGCGGACGCCCUGGAGUACCCGCCCGUCGAGCUCUACUUAUGUACGCUGAUGUGUGUGGCGCCGCGGGUCGUGCGAGCCUCUGGUGCGUACGGUGCCCCACUGGCCCCAUGCAGCAGCAUCGUUGCAGGCUGCAACCACGCCAACAAUGCGGCUCGCAUGAUGCUAUGCGACAUCCUCGAACUUGCGCACCGCACCGCACCAAAGGCAUGGCCGCGCCAGUAUGUCGACGACGUGCAGAUCCGCGCGGAGGGAGCCUGCAGCAUCGUGGGGCACCAGAUAGCCACCAGCGCAGCAUCCAUCAUACGAAGCUGCGAAGCCGACCAGCUGCCCAUCUCAGGGAAGUCUGCGCUAGUCGCCUCGCACCCAGCAGUCCGGGAUGCAGUCGGCGCCACAGCGGCUGCCAUGGGCCUCACCCUCACGCAGGCCGGCAUCAUGAAGGACCUGGGCUGCGACACCACCAUUGGGAGAAGGAGACGCAGAGUGACCCAGGCCAAGCGUGCAUCACAGGCCAGGCAGCGGAAGAAGCGGGCCAAACAGUUCCUGCGGGCAGCCCGUUGGAGAAGACGAUCAGCGAGCCUGUGCCGCACCAGAGUCAGGGCCAAACAGCAGUACGACCAGGCCGCAACGGGCAUGACCCCACACGACAUCGUCAGGGCACGACCUGUGGCAGCCGACAUGGCGGGCAUCACGGCGGGGCGCAGAUGCACGGCUACGGUCCUCAUCCUCACGCACGGCGACAAGGAACCGUGGACGGCCAACGUCGUCCGCCAACUUCGCGAAUGGGUGCGCAUGUGGCGACGCAGUGGCGACCUACGCGACCGCCUCCGCGAAGCAUGGCACCGCGUGCAGAUCCACCUGGACAGCGUCACCAAGCGAGCGGAUCAGUGGACUGGUCAUCGCGGGCACAUGUGGCAAAUCUCAGAUGCCGUGGAUGCCAACCCCACUGAGGUCGAGGAGGCCAUCAAGGACGCCGCGACCAGCCUCCUUUGGAGCCAGGCGAGCAGGUACCCUAAAGGACAAGGACUACAGAGAGGCGCCGACAUCUCUGCGCUCCAGGGCAGCGCAAGUCUCUUCCGCAAGCUAGAGAGGCACCGAGAGGCAGGCGCGCUUGAAGCAUCCGCAUGCGCAGCGAUUUGGACCAACCAGAAAUGUCAUGCAGCAGGAUACCACACUCAACCUACGUGCACCCGCUGCCAGCUGGGAGUGGACGACGCGCCAUUCCACAUAUUGUACGAGUGCUCAGCCACGGACGACAUCGACCACCAGUGGGUCACCAGCACGGCGGCCCUGGUGGUCAGGGCGAGAGCUGUCAAAGACGACCCGCUGGAGCACGCCUUUUGGGUCAGAGGCAUCCUACCCAACGAUAUGUGCCCAAUCGACCCACCCCCAGAGUGGGGCAGCCUCGACGGCACGCACUGGGCAGUCGGGAACUUCGGCAUGCGCACUGGCGACGCCCGCUCCGUGGCAGCUGCGGUCGCAUAUACUGACGGCUCAGUCACGUCAGGCGACAAGCGCAUCGCCCGAGCAGGGUGGGGCAUAGCGCUGGAGCUGCCCGAAGACGCAGGCACCGACAUCGACGACUACCCAGGCUGGUUCGGCAUCCUGGACGGGCCCCAGACCGUCGCAGCAGCAGAGCUCGCAGCCAUCUACUGGACGCCCAAGCUCACCCACGGACCACUCACCAUCGUCACGGACCCCCAGACGGUGGUGGACGGGUGGCGCAGCUACAGCUAUGCCUGCCCAGAGGCCCCCCUGGCUAGAUGGUGGCAGCGCGUCCAAGAUGCCAUCAGAGAGCGAGAAGGAGGAAUGCGGGACGUCACCGUCAUCAAGUGCUACCCGAGAUCAG
This is a messenger RNA of Prorocentrum cordatum, 5107 nucleotides long. The record is from the annotation of a GenBank genome assembly. NCBI's taxonomy places the organism in Eukaryota, Dinophyceae, Prorocentrales, Prorocentraceae.